GGCCCCCCGUCUGCCCUCCUCCUGCAGCCUCGGAUUUCUCUUUCAUCUCCAGGCAGCUGUGCAAAAGCAUCCUUAGUGUGGAAACUGGCAGGCAGCAGCUGCCAGGCAGGUACCAGCACUGGUUUGUGCCACUUCCAUGCUCUUCGUCUCUUCCAGAGGAUGGGCUCUGGCCUCUGAGCAACCUGUGCUCUUUAGAACCGCUCCUCUCCCAGGAAUUUCUGAAGAAGGGGAAAGAAGAAGAAGAGUGAUUCGAAGGGGGAGAAACAGAGCAAGGGGUGAGGAUGGAAAAGGAGAACAAGGCGUCCACCCAGUAUGGAUCCCUGGAGUCAACCAAGUGGCAAGGAGCAGAAACAGGCAAAGGAGAUGAAAUUGUGUCCAUGGCUGAUUCCACUACUACCAUUGAUGACAUUGAAGGGGAACUUUUCAAAAUUGAAAGGAUCCGUGACGUCCUGGUGCGGAGGGAGUCAGAACUGAGAUACAUGAUGGAUGACAUCCAGCUUUGUAAGGAAAUCAGCAGGUUGAAAAAGGAAUUGCAGAAGCUGAUUGCAUUGCCAGAGAAUAAAAAAUCAAAAGAAGAGAAGAAACAAGAGGAGGAAUUAGUGCAGCAAAUUCACAAACUUGUAGAGACCCGUGAUUUCCUUGUGGAUGACGUGGAGUUUGAAAGGCUCAGAGAACGAGAAGAAGACAAGGAAAUGGCUGAAUUUUUGAAGAGCAAACUUUCUAAAACCUGCCUUCCAAAAGCAACUCCUGCAAAAGAAAAGAAGAUGAUGUCAAAAGGACAGCAAACCUCUACACCGUAUGUAACAAAGACAGGCCUCACCCUCUUGAAGGAGUGCUGUGGCUUUACCUGCUCGGUCAUGUAGGCUGGGGCUGGUGUCUACAUCCCUCUUUUCAAUACAAGGCACAUUCAUGGGUCAGCCCUGCCCACCUUCUGGUCAACUGGAUUCAUCAGAUCAUAGCAGAUUCACAGAGCAGAGACAAGGGAUUCAUUUUGCAGACUACAUGAAAAUUAGAAGCCCAUGUGGAAACCACCUGGUGCCCCAAGAGAUGAAUGCCCACUCCCUGCCUUUACAAUCCACAUGGCUUCGGGUAAGAAAAAAAAUGAGAGAGAUCACUAGACUACAGACAAAGUUCUGAGACUGCUGCCUUUCCCAGGGCAGUUCAAUGGGGACCCCCAUCCAGAAUGCUGUCUGCAAGUAGGCUACUGGGAAGAUUUAGAGGAAUGGGAGUAAAAUAUUAGUGUCCAAGAUCUUUCCCUCCCUCCUUCCCAUUCUCUCCACAUUGCUGGUGGAUUAAAUCUUUCUCUUAUUUCCAGACAAUCUGAUAGCAGGGAGAAUCAGCAGAACUAUCUUCAGUCUUACUGCCCAUUAAUGGAGAAUGUUGCACUUCCUAAUUCCUCCCUUCAUUAGCAGGUGACAUACAAGCCGACACACUCCUGGAAAGUUACCUAGCAACUGUGGGGCUCUCUCACUGUACCGUAUCAUCUGCACAAAGCUUGCUUCCAUGUGCAAAAUGUCAGCAACUUACUUAGUGAAUGCAUUCUUCUUAGAUUCCCACCCAGCAGUGAGCCUGUUCAAAGAUCAAACCUUCAUUCUUGUUCUGUUUACUACAAAGAUAGGUGGCAAAUCAAGGGCUGUUUCGCAUCUGAAGGUUUUCCUACCCAGGUGGAAAUGGACGAAAGGAGUCUACAUGUACAUUGUCAUGUGUGAAUGCACAUUGUUAUGCUUUGCUUGCUAUGUGAGAAUUAUGCUACUGAGGCAAAAUAGACACCUGUAUGAUCUUGAUGUGCAAUGAAAAUCUUAUAGAAGCAGGGCUGACCCAUGAAACUUUGCUGCCUGAAGUGGAGCAACAGCAAAUGUGUGCACAAAUGCACUGCCAUGUAAAUCCAUUUAUUGCAGCAUAAGAGGCCAAAAAUGUCACAAGCAUAUCUUUCUAUUUUCCCAGAAACAAAACAUACAGCAAUGACAUAUGAAUAACGAACACAUUACUGCCUUUAUUACAAUAUUCAGAUUCUGCCCAGUGGUAGGACCUGGCUUCCUACAUACAAAGGAAAGAGCAAAUAUUAAGGACUGACAAUAAAUGAUGCAUUAUUUAACCUCAAA
Molecule: messenger RNA, 2102 nt
Organism: Anolis carolinensis (green anole)
Lineage: Eukaryota; Metazoa; Chordata; Lepidosauria; Squamata; Anolidae
Product: bMERB domain-containing protein 1
Exons: 6
Coding region: 282-863 (193 amino acids)
Source: RefSeq, a predicted model, not a curated record